Molecule: messenger RNA, 1329 nt
Organism: Labeo rohita (rohu)
Lineage: Eukaryota; Metazoa; Chordata; Actinopteri; Cypriniformes; Cyprinidae
Product: transcription factor HES-5-like
Exons: 2
Coding region: 25-465 (146 amino acids)
Biological process (GO): regulation of neurogenesis; anterior/posterior pattern specification; regulation of transcription by RNA polymerase II
Cellular component (GO): nucleus
Molecular function (GO): protein dimerization activity; RNA polymerase II cis-regulatory region sequence-specific DNA binding; DNA-binding transcription factor activity, RNA polymerase II-specific
Source: RefSeq, a predicted model, not a curated record
GAUCUACAGCACAGAGAUCCAGACAUGACACCUACAAUCAUCUCAAAGGAGAUUCUCCCUCUUAGCAACAAGCUGAGAAAGCCAAUGGUGGAGAAGAUGCGCAGAGAUCGCAUCAACAGCAGCAUCGAGCAGCUCAAGUGUCUUCUGGCUCCAGAGUUCCUCAAGCAGCAGCCUGAUUCCAAGCUGGAGAAAGCAGAUAUCCUGGAAAUGACGCUCAACUUCCUGCAGUGUCACGAUUCCAGUUCACAUGCUGUCAAUCAAGGCUUCUCCAGGUGUGUCGAUGAGAUUGUGCACUUCCUGUCCAAAGAUGAGAUGAAGACACAAAGCCAGAGAAGACUGAUGGAGCACUUCCAGAAGCUGCAGACAUCAUGUGAGCAGAACAGGAGGGAAAGUAUCCUGCCAGACCAGAAGACCUUCAGUGAAGAGAUGAAUGUCAACAAGAGCGCCAUCUGGAGGCCUUGGUAGAGCCUUAAAGACUCGACUCAGUGGACUAUUACACUUUUAGUUUCUCUUUUUGAGAAAAAGUGUUUCAUGAGUUCCAGUUUGGAAGAGAUAUUUGCACUGCUAAGUGCUCUGAUGAUUCAAUCUUCUGUGAAGAUAUUUCCUUUAAUUAUGGCACAGUGUGCUUCCGCAGGCAGACUUAUUAGUCUAAAAGUGCAUUAAAAUGCAUUUUUUAUAUCCUUUGGGUAUAAUUUUCACAUUUGAGGUGAUGCAUUAUGUGACUGUAAAGUCAAAUCAGCUUUAUUUUUGUUUCAUGUUGAAACAGUUUUUAUUUUUUGCAAGUGGUGAAAAUCAUUUAUUGAUCUUUUUGAUCAUAUUUGUUGCUUUGUGAUGAUGAAACGAUACCUGUAUUAAUAUGUCACUGCCCUGUAUAAGGGUGUUAAACUUAUGAGCUUAUAAUAAGUCUUUGAAUUUCAUUCGAAUGUGAAAGAUUGUCAAAAUGAUCUAAUCUGAACAUGUUAUUCAUGUUUUAUAAGUUUGGCCAAAAGUUGGCCAGUGUCCAAUAUUUGGAAUUAAUAUUUAGGAUUGUUUUCAAUCGCAUUGAGAUUUACUUGAAACCCGACUGGGCUUGUAUUUGUGUUUCUAAGGAAAUAAUAUGCAGAUCUGAAAAGAUCAUGGAUUUAUUUUUUAAGAGGUUAUACCUCAUCUUUCUGUCAGUACCAUGUAUUGUGUGUCUGAACUGCCUUUUAUAAAGGUAUUUAUUUCUUGAACCAUUGUGAAAACCUUUUCACUGUGUAAGUGAAACGUUGUUUCCUUCUGUGAAGGAAUUCAUUUUAAAUUAUGAAACAAAAAGGCCAUUGAAUGUAUUUCAAUCAGUCUGUGGCGAAA